AGACGCAUUUACAUUUAUAUAAAGGAAGUAGAAGUGAAAGAACAUAUCGAGGAGAGGAUAGGAAAGGGAAAUGGAGGUGGAGGUAAAUCACCGAGGAGAAUGUUCGCCGGAGCAACAGCAGCGGCCGGAGCCGAUCAUUAAGUUCAUAGUGGUGGCGGCGAUAGCGAUGGGGGUGCAGUUCGGGUGGGCCCUACAGCUAUCCCUGUUGACCCCGUACGUGCAGUUGCUGGGCAUACCCCACAAGUGGGCGUCCUUAAUCUGGCUAUGUGGCCCCGUCUCGGGUUUGAUUGUCCAGCCGAUUGUGGGCUACUACAGCGACAUUUGCGCCUCCCGUUUCGGGCGGCGCCGCCCCUUCAUUGCAGCCGGCUCGUCUCUCGUUGCGGUGGCUGUUUUCCUUAUUGGUUUCGCCGCCGAUAUUGGAAUUGCGUCUGGUGAUUCUCUCGGAGCUCACGCGAAACCCAGGGCGAUUGCAGUUUUCGUGUGUGGGUUUUGGAUUCUCGACGUUGCUAACAACAUGUUGCAGGGGCCUUGUAGGGCGCUGCUUGCUGAUUUAUCGGCCGGAAAUGACAAAAGAAUGAGUACUGCAAAUGCCAUGUUCUCCUUUUUCAUGGCGGUCGGGAACAUUCUAGGCUACGCCGCCGGGUCGUACAGGCGUCUCUACAAAUUCUUCCCCUUCUCCGAAACGAAGGCUUGCGAUGUGUAUUGCGCCAACCUCAAGAGCUGCUUCUUCCUCUCAAUCGCCCUUCUGUUGAUCGUAACUGUCGUCGCACUGACGUUUGUGCGCGAAAUCCCGUACAUCCCGGCGCCGGAGAACCAGGGGAAGAAGGGCGGGAUCCGUUUAUUCCGGGAGUUAUUCGGUGCGGUCAAGGACAUGCCUAAACCAAUGAGGAUGUUGAUGGUGGUGACGUGUCUCAACUGGAUUGGCUGGUUCCCCUUCCUGUUGUUCGACACUGAUUGGAUGGGGAAAGAGGUGUACGGAGGGACGGUGGGCCAAGGUACACUGUACGAUCAAGGGGUCCGUGCCGGCUCCUUGGGGCUCAUGCUGAACUCGGUGGUGCUCGCCGUCGCUUCCCUCGGGGUGCAGGUCGCUGGCCGCGGGGGGCCAGCCGUCGUGAAGCGGUUGUGGGGAGCGGUGAAUUUUCUACUUGCGAUUUGCCUGGCCAUGACUGUAGCAGUCACCAAAUUGGCGGAGCAUCAUCGGCGGUACGCGGUGGACGGCGACGGUCGCUCCAGGCUCCUUCCCCCGUCGCUGGCUGUAAAGACGGGGGCCUUGUCGCUUUUUGCUGUCCUCGGCAUUCCUCUCGCGGUAACUUUCAGCAUUCCCUUUGCUAUGGCGUCGAUAUACUCCAGCAGUCAUGGUUCUGGACAAGGUCUGUCGCUUGGAGUUCUCAAUCUUUCCAUUGUCGCGCCACAGAUUCUGGUGUCGUUGGUGGGCGGGCCGUGGGACGACUUAUUCGGCGGAGGAAACCUGCCGGCGUUCGUCGUGGCAGCCAUAGCCUCGGCCUUGAGUGGUGUGCUUGCCCUCGUGGUGCUUCCAUCUCCGCGGCCUGGUGGUGCUGCAGCUACUAAGCUCACUAUUCCUGCAGGAGCUCAUUAAAAAAGCUAGCUAGCUAGCUUAGCUUCUUCAUUGCAUUUCUUGUACCAUUUAAAAUGAUUUUUCUUCUCGUACUUGAAAUUGAACAUGCAUUAUUUUUGCGUGGGAUGUAUUGUUGUUACGCCUGCCUUGUGCACGAACUAUAUAUGGUCAAUUUGUAUUUUAAUUGUAUGAUGUCGGGAAAUGGCGUAAACUUCCCGGUACAAUUUAUUUGUUGUGCGCAGUUUUAUGGUUGGUGACCUCCAAA
This is a messenger RNA of Andrographis paniculata, 1841 nucleotides long. Its product is annotated as sucrose transport protein SUC2-like. Lineage: Eukaryota; Viridiplantae; Streptophyta; Magnoliopsida; Lamiales; Acanthaceae. The transcript is spliced from 5 exons. Bases 71 to 1597 code for a protein of 508 amino acids. The record is from RefSeq and is a predicted model, not a curated record. Gene Ontology annotation, cellular component: vacuole; plasma membrane. Gene Ontology annotation, molecular function: sucrose:proton symporter activity. Gene Ontology annotation, biological process: sucrose transport.